Pleuronectes platessa (European plaice) is the source of this 1935-nucleotide messenger RNA. RefSeq lists its product as uncharacterized. The transcript has 5 exons. Bases 177 to 1487 code for a protein of 436 amino acids. The record is from RefSeq and is a predicted model, not a curated record. Lineage: Eukaryota; Metazoa; Chordata; Actinopteri; Pleuronectiformes; Pleuronectidae.
AAGUGGACAUCUUCCUGUUAGGAGCUUCACACCGUGGACAGUGUGCAGCUCAGCUCAGCAGCGCAGACCUCAGAACAGCUGCCAGCACCUCGAGUCAGGACCAGCACCCGGUCGUAAAACUAUAUUACAUUAUUAUAUAUGCUUCUUUCUUUUUCUUUUCAACAUUUUUGUGUGAUAUGAUCAUGACUGAAAACAGAUCCAUCCUGAUGAAAAGGAGGCAACUUUUUCAUCUGAUCUUAAUCACAGGAUUCAGCUCCUUUACUGUGGGAUCCUCAGAAUUUCACUUUAUUAAUGAUGCAAAGACCUACGAGGAAGCAAAGACUUACUGCAGAGAGACGUACACCGAUUUAGCCACAGUUCACAACUUGACCGAUAUGAAGAAUUUGACCACUUUACUGCCAAAAUCAACUGACGGAAAAUUGAUAGGACUUGAUGAUGCAUGUGAGGCAUCGGAUCAAGGUAGCGAUAGUCACUGUGGAAAUUGGAGAAGCUUUGUGUGUCGUGGUAACAGGAGAUCUAGUCUUCCCAUCUCAUGGAAGACUUACUGCAGGAACAUAAUCUCAGGGGAAAAUAAUCAGUCCACGUCACAAAUUGUGUGGAUCGGCCUCAUGAAUGAUCCCUGUGGGUUGUUGGACGGAAGCAGCCCAUCGUUAUGUCAAUGGAAACCAUGCCAGCCUAACAACGUAAAUCAUCACGACUGUACUAAGGACAUAUUAAAUUGUGAAGGGAAGGGGAAUAAAAACAAUUGCAAGAAAAAAUUCAAGUUUAUCUGUCAGGCGGCAAGGAAAUUAAAUCCAACAACCACCCGUCUGCCAACGACACAGAAGACGACGACAACAAGUCAACUGCCAACAUAUGCGACGACCCUUCCCAACACCUCUCCUCAAGAGGUCACGACAACAUUGACUUCCACUACUCCUACAAAACAACAAACCACGACUAAAGUUACCACAGAAGAAGAAACAACUGCCACUGACACGACAACAGCAGAUACCACAGAUGUCGUACACAGCACCUCAAGCACUGCGGUCAACAACACAACUCAUGAGCCAGUGACCACCACUACCCAGAGCACAACACAGCUUUCAACUCUAACUUCCAGUGGAAACAACCAGUCUGUUCCUCCAGGAAAUCUGAUACUGAUCCAGCUAAACCUGACAUGGAUUGAUGCGAUGGCUUACUGCAGGGCGCACCACUACAACCUCGUCCAGGUUACCAGCAGCCAAAUUCAAGAGGAGGCGGCUGAAAAGGCGAAGAACGCCACCUCCCCCCACGUCUGGCUCGGCCUACGCUACACCUGCAAGUUAAAGUUCUGGUUCUGGACCAGGCCGAUGUCCACCUGCUACCAGAACUGGGCCAUGGGAGAAGGCCCUGCAAAGACAUAUGACUGUGGUUUUACAGGCGCCAUUCAGGCCACUGGGGGGCAGUGGGUCGGCUUGCAUGAGACAGACAGACUGAACUUCAUCUGCUCUGUAUGUGCUGGGUGAGUGAGGACGGCCUGUGACUCUGCAGGUGAAGUCCAACCUGCAGUUGGAAUCAUUCUGUGUGCUGGUUAUAUUCAUAUUGUUUUUCAUUGUUGAUCUUACAUUCAUGGUAUCAUGGGUGUUUUAAUGUUCACGUGUGACGUCAUUCUUUUACCUUUGUUAAAACACAGCUGCCUUCUCUACUGUUGAGCCUGAAUUUCAUUAUAUAUGGAAAAACUUGUGUGGAGGCGUGCACAUUCACAGUCAUGGGCAGCCAGAGUGAUGCAAGAACACUGAUCUGUUCUAUGUCUUUAACUCGGGCGGGGGGGUACUAUUUUUACUUGCAAACACAGUACAAGCUUCCUUACUUUUUUGAAAUAAUAUCUCUCUAGUUCGAGUGAGUUUUAGUGCAUGUUGGUCUGUGUUGACUUCUUAAACGACCGACUGACAAUAAAAUCUAAAUCACAAAAUA